Phlebotomus argentipes is the source of this 2109-nucleotide messenger RNA. RefSeq names its product glycosyltransferase 25 family member. Gene Ontology annotation, molecular function: procollagen galactosyltransferase activity. The record is from RefSeq and is a predicted model, not a curated record. NCBI's taxonomy places the organism in Eukaryota, Metazoa, Arthropoda, Insecta, Diptera, Psychodidae. The coding region runs from base 101 to 1936 and encodes 611 amino acids. The transcript has 3 exons.
CCGUCCAUCAGUUCUGCAGCCGCCAUCGAGAGAAGUGCCAUGCAAAGAGGGCAGAAAAGCCCCCGCAAAUCGGUGAAAAGUGCACAAUAAUGCUGUUGAGAUGAAUCUCUGGCAACUCAGUGUGCUGAUGUGCCUGGCCGUGAGUGGGAUUCAGUGUCAGUUGGCCAGGAAGGAGCCGAAACUCCUCAUUGUCACCCUCGUUCGCAACAAGGCGCACACUCUUCCGCUCUUCCUCACAUAUCUCACGCAAUUACAGUAUCCCAAGGACAGAAUAGCGCUCUGGAUUCGCUCAGAUCACAAUGCCGACGCUUCGCUGGAGAUCGUGGGCGAGUGGCUGGCAGAGGUGAAGUCUCAGUACCACUCUGUCCAGUAUCAGUUCAACGACAGUGCGACGUUGCGUCCGGAGGAGCAAUCUGCGACGCACUGGCCGCUGGAGCGCUUCCAGGACGUGAUAGCGAUGAAGGAGGAGGGCCUACGAGUGGCCAGAGAGAUCUGGGCGGACUAUGUGCUCUUCCUGGACGCUGACGCUUUCCUCACGCAUCCCAACACGCUGCGGGAUUUGAUGGCUGUCGGGGUGCCAAUUGUGGCGCCCAUGCUGAUAUCCGACGGCCUGUACUCCAACUACUGGUGCGGCAUGACUGAGGAUCACUACUACGAACGCACGGAGGAGUACAAGAAGAUCCUGAACAGGGAAAUGGAGGGUGUGUUCGCUGUUCCCAUGGUUCACAGCGCCGUGCUGAUCAAUCUCAACCAUCCGGACAGCGAUCUGCUCACCUUCGACAAGAACGUCCUCAACUUCCACCUGGAAUCUCUCAACGCGCCGCGCAGGUACGACGGCCCAGUGGACGACAUCAUAAUCUUCGCCAUGUCCGCCAACUACUCAGGCAUUCCCAUGAUGAUCUCCAACACGGAGCAUUUUGGCUACAUUCUGUCGCCACUGGAGCAGGACGAGGAGUUGCGGCGCGACUUGGAGCAGCUCACGAACAUCCGCAUGAUGAUCUGGAACGAUCUGGAGCGCCUGGAUGUGCUUCCGCGGCUGGCGCAAUUCGUGACGGAGCCGAAGAAGGAUCGCCUGACGCUGUCGAAGAUCUUCAUGGUGAAUCUCAAGCGACGCCCAGAGCGGAGAGCCAAGAUGGAGGGCAAUUUCCGGGAGUUGGGACUCGAUGUGGAGUACUUCGAGGCUGUGGAUGGGAAGAUGAUCGACGAGGACUUCCUCGAGAGUUGGCAAAUUGACUUCCUGCCCGAAUACUUCGAUCCCUACCACAAGCGCCCGAUGACGAUGGGCGAAGUGGGAUGCUUCCUCAGUCACUUCACCAUCUGGCGCCGGAUGGUGGAGGAGGAGGAGCUGCAGGAGGUGUUGAUCCUGGAGGAUGAUAUUCGCUUCGAACCGUUCUUCCGCGAGCGUCUCGUGAGUCUGCUGGACGAAGCGCAUCGGCGUGGCGCCUGGGAUCUCAUCUACCUGGGCCGGAAGCGUCUGCACGACGCCUCCGAGCACUGGGUGGAGGAUUCCCAGCAGCUCGUCUUCCCGUCGUACUCCUACUGGACGCUGGGCUACCUGAUCUCCCGCCGGGGCGCCCAGAAGCUGCUGGCGGCACGGCCGCUGGAGAAGCUGGUGCCCGUGGACGAGUUCCUGCCCAUCAUGUUCGAUCGGCAUCCGAGCGAUGAGUGGAAAAGUGCCUUCAGUCCGCGCAAUCUCGUCGCCAUGAGUGCGGCGCCGCUGCUUCUCUAUCCCACGCACUACACCGGCGAGCACGGAUACAUUUCCGACACUGAGGACUCCAUCCAGAUCCCGCUGAGCGCCGGCGAGGCGUCAGAUGUGCCGCGAAAGAGCGACAAAGCCGAUCAGGCGCUCGAAAUGGACGCCUUGAGUCCGUCGCUCCUUGACAAUGCCAUAAACGAUCGCUGGACGACCAAGGAUGAUCGCAGCGAUCUCUAGACAUACGUUUCUCAAGUCCACAAAUGUGCCUUACGAAAAUGCCAAAAACUCUGAUUCAGAGAAUAUUUUUAUACAAAGCGCCUUUUCUCACUGCUUUUUUGCUGCAUUUUAAAUGUCUUUUUCUAUACCCACAAAUUGAACACACACGAUCAAUAAAGUGAUCUCUCUUAUGA